AUGAAGAAAACCUUUAUAACUUUGAUGUUGUUGAUGGUUGUAGUCAUUUCUUCUAAGUUAGAAGCAUCAGAAUUCCGAAGUCGAGGUAUAUUUGUAGUAAUAGGUAGGGAUGACAUACACAGAAACACAUAAUCUAGAUGUUUCUCGGUUAAAUUGUUAUAAUGAUUUCGAUUUCCUAAUAUCAGAAUUAGAGAGAUGGAUUGAUAUUAUCGAUAAUAGGGAACAAUUGAUUAAGGAUUUGGCAAUAAUAAAUUAGAUAAUAAAUAUUGUUGAAAAAGCAAAAGGUACAAUACCUGUUAUUCAUUCAACUCUGUUGGUUCAGAUCUAAGAAAAAUUAGUUAAGUCUCUUUAGAAUAUUUUUGUUUAAAACAAAUGGGCUUCUUGCAGGGUUGAAGAUGCCCUCGAAUAUGUUGGCUAAUUGAAUUCUACAUAAAGUAUUAUUGAAAUAUAUAGUAGCAAAUGAGGAGAAAAUAGCAUUAGCAAAUUAAAUAAUUGCACAUUUGAGAAAGACAUAAGAGUAAAUAUACGAAUAUUUGAAUUAAUGCUAAUACGUUAGAAGGACUUAAAGUUUGAGAUAAAAAAUUUCUUAAUUAAAAGGAUUAAAGAAGAUAUGUUAACAAGAUUUUAGAAAAGGAAGGAUCAUUUAUGAAAAUGAGUUGGAUUAAGGUGAAGAGAUUAUUUAUUAUGAUGAAAUACCAGGAGAAACAAUAUAUUAUUAUUUUGAAGAGGAGGAUGAAGAAAGUCCUUUAGAUGAUGAAAUAUACGAAGAACCAUAAUAUUAUAUUCAUUAAAAAAAGUAGGAAGGAUAAAAUAAGAAUUUCAAAUCUUUAUAGACUGAUGUGAAUUAGGAAGUAAAAGGAAACUAAAGAUACAUUGCAUUGGGACAUGAGAGUGAAGGCGAAGUUAAGAAUUCUGAUGAAGAAAAUCAGAAUAUUGAUGAAAGUCAAGAAUAGUAACCUUAAGAAUCUGAAAAUGUUAUUUAAGCAGUAAAAGUUAGUAAAGUAGAUGAAACUCAUUCUAAUGAGAAUGUAGAUUCAAAGGAAAACACUGAAUAGAAUAUUAAUUAAGAAGAAAGUUAAAAUGAGACAGAUUCAUAAGAAAACACUUAAGUGAAAGUAGAUUAGUAAAAUGAUAAAGAUGAGCAUUAAAUAGAGUCUACAAGAGUUUAAAGAAGUGAAAUGAAAGCUGAGAAUAAUAAACCAUAAGAUGUUGGAAAAAAAGAGGAGGAAUAAGAUCUUAAAUAAUUAAGAUAACAAUAAAUUGAAGAGGAGAGAUCUUUGAAAAUUUAAUCAUUGAAAGAAGAUGUUAAUACAAAUGAACCAACUUCAUUUUAACCUCCAAAACAUAAAGCAAAUGUAGGUAGGGUUUAAGAAAGGAAAAUAGUGGCUGUGAAUACAAAAUAUUAGAAUUCUGAAUUUGAUGGAGAUACUACAGAGUAGUUUGAAUUUACUGAUAGAGCAUUAUUAUAAGAUUCAUCUGAAUAUGGAUAUGGUUAUUGGAUGAGAUAUAGUGAGCAUAGCAAUAAAGAGCAUGCUAGAAAAGAGGGAGAGUAUUAUUUCCUUUCAAGAAUGACUAUAAAUGAAGAAUAUGAAGAUUUUUCAUUUUAUGGAGACAGAGCAUUAACUGUUUUUUUAUUUGAUAAUUCAUUUGUAUUUAGUACAUAUGAUACAAUUGAAAAACUUAAAACUAAAGACAAGAGCGUAGUAUUAAAUGAGAAUAUGGAUGGAAUGUGGUACUUUGUGAUGUUCUCGUAUAGCAGUCCUUAAAGAAAAGCUGUUGGUUAUGUAGUUUGUUAUGGAGAAGGGAAUGGAAUUUAUAGAGUUGAGAUAGAUGCUACUCAUAUACCUCCCUCUUACAUAAAGAUAAUAUUUGGAGGUAAACAUUUGAAUUAUUAUGGAUUAAAUGGUUAAUUUGCAAAUAUAUUCUAUGAUAUUGAUGCUCCUGCAUUUGUAGAUGGAGAUGAUGCAAUAGGAGAGGUGCUGAAGACAUUGAGUAAUCCUCCUUAGAAUGUUCCUGCAGUUAUCGAUGAAAAUAUAUUGAUGAAAGCUAAACGUUUUGAUGGAAAUGAGAAAGGAGAAUCAUUUCAUUUUGAUCCAUAAGAAUCAUAAUUGAUAAUAGAAGAAUAUGCUAUAGGAUUAUGGUUUAGAUGGAUUGAUAAUCUUAAAGUAGAUGAACCAAAUACAUUUUAAAUAGUGAAUUUAAGAUCAAAUAAAAAUAAGGGUCAAGGAAAGGGAGUUUUGGGAGAUAGAGCAUUAGAAUUACAUCACACUUUUGGAGGAGGAGCAAAAAGUACACUGUAUUUUAAUACUUAUACAAUCAAAGGAAAUAAGGGAAAAGGAUAAGCUUAUCUAUCAAAGACUGUCGAAAGUUCAGAAUUUUUAUGGAGUUAUGUAUAUUUUGGUUAUGACAACGAUGGUGGAAGAGCUUAUGGAGCAUUAAUAAAACCAGGAUAAGUUGGUGAGAUAUAAUUUUAAGGAAUCUAACAUAAAUUAGUAAAUACUUUAAUGGUAACACUUGGUGGGGAUGAUGUAAUAUCUCCAUUUAAUGGAAUGAUAGGAUAUGUUGGUAUUUAUUUGGGAACAGGUGCAUAUAGAGAAGGAUUAGAUUUUGGUAUGACAUUUAAUUAUGGGGAUGGAGUGAUGGCUGUUUAUUAAGUUGGUAAACCAGUCACAUAUGUAGCUGGAGAUGCAAAUACUGCAAGAUAUGUUGAAUAUGAUUCAGUUGAAAAUGUUGUUGAUAAAAUCAUCAUACAUAAUGAUGAAGGUAUGAGAAUCAAUGGAUAAAGUGAAUAUGGUUUUGGUAUGUGGACAAGAUGGUUAAGUACUUUACCUAAAUAUUUGAAUAAAAGAGCUCCAAUUCAUAACAUUGCUAGAAUAGGAACUUAAGGAUAUGUUAUAGAAUCUAUUGAUGGAAAAUUAGUUAGAUCUAAUUCUAAUAGGGCUAGUACACCAAAAGAUACAACCUUGUCAGUUGCUUUAGGUACUGAUUCAUAUGAAUUUCAAACCUUAAAAUUAAAAGAAGAACUCCCAUUUACAUAAUUGGAAGGAAGAUGGCACUAUAUUUAUUUUGGAUAUAAGAGACAUGCUAAUAAAGGAUUAGCUAAAGGAUAUGUAUAAUUUGGAGUUGAUGCCGAGGUAGAAGAAGUUAAUUUCGAUAUUUAUCAUGAUUUCUUACUUGAAUAUGUUGAAUUUAUUGUAGGUAAGACUGCUGCUCCAUUAUUUAAUGGAGAAAUGGCCAGAAUUACAUUUUCAUUUGGACCUGGUUCUUUUAUUCCUACAACUGAUACUUUAAAGCUUUUUACUUAGAAUACUCUUCCAGAAAAAGCUUUUAUUCAUCCAGUUUCAAGGUAAACUUUACAAUUAGUUGGAGCACCUCGAUAACUUAAAGAAGAACCUAUUUAAUUUGAAUUCGAAAAGUAUUAAGGCGCAGAAGAAUAUGCUUUGUCAGGUUGGGUUAAAUGGAAUGGACCACUUGUUACUGGUAAAGUAGCUCAUCUUAUUACUAUGGCUUAAAAAAGAUUAAAUGAUUUAGAUGGUAAAAACGAGGAAACUUUACAAAUUACCAGAGGAGAUUAGGCUUUUAAUUUUAUUACUUAUAAUCAAAAUAAAGAGGAAUAUAAAUUAGUUUCUCAUGAUGAAUCAUAUGGAGAAUAUUCUGAUCAAUGGACAUAUAUUUAUUAUGGAUUCUCCUAAUAAUUAAGAAAAACAUAUGGAUUUUUAAAAUAUACUUUUACAGAAAGUGAAUUUAGACAAGAAGAGGUUAAUCAUUUUUAUUUAGCAGUCUUUUCUGUCCUUAUUUAAGAGAAAUAAUAAUUUACAUAAUUUAUAGGUUAGAUUAAAACUUGGGUUAUAAAUGUUGGAGAUGGUGCCUUUAGAGAAGGAGGUUUUGAUGAAAAUGAAAAUGUUAAAGUCCAUUUUGGAUUCAUUAGUGGAACUGACCAUAUUAAAUUGUAAUAAGCCGGAUAAGAAGCUCAUCAUGAAGAAACUAUAUUAGAAUGUUCAUCUCAAAAUAAAGAAGUUCCUUUAUAAAUUGAAUUUUAAUAAAGUGAUAAAUUGCAUCUACAUGGAGUUAGUGAAUAUGGGUAUGGAUAUUGGGUCAAAUUUUAAUACUUUGCAAAUAAAAAUACAAUCUAUAGUAGACCACCACUUAUGGGAUUAAGUAGAUUGACUACAAAUAAAGAUUAUAAAGAUUUUGAUGCUCCAGGAGAUAGAGUGCUUUUAGUAUUGCUAGGAAAAUCUUCUUAUCAUUUUGGAACAUAUGAUGUAAUUACUAAAUCAAAUAAUGUUGCUGGAGACAUUCCUUAUUAAAUUGAAUCAGAGAGUGAAUGGACUUAUGUUUAUUUCAGUUUUAAGAGAAUCUCAUAAACUCAAGGACAUGCAAUGGGGUUCACUCAUUAUAAAGAAACAACUUCAGGAAUUUAAAUGGAUGUUAUGCAUUCAUUAUUAAAUGAUUAUUUGUAAUUGAUAGUAGGUAAUGCAGGAAAGUAUUACGCAUCAUUCAAUGGAUAAAUAACAACAAUUCGUUUCAAUUUGGGACCAGGAUCUUAUAUUGACACAAAAUAGGGUUUAUUAUAGAGAAUUAAGAAUAAGGAUACAAUUCCAGAUACUUUAUAAAUUACAAAAAAGUUUGAUGUUUUGAUUGGCAAACAUGAUGUGACUAAAAUAGAAGAAGAACAACAUAUUACUCAUGUAAAUGAAGAGGCUAGAGAAUACAGUGUUUAAUUGUGGUUUAGAUGGUUCAAAUAAUCAGUUAAAACAUAGCAAUUAAUAUAUAGAUUCACUUCAACAAAUCCUGAUAGCCUUGGAGAUGCACAAAAGAUAGGAGAUAGAACUUUGGCUCUAUUUCAUACAGAUGGUAUAGAAUUUAGCAGUUAUAGUUUAAAUCCAUUUUCUUUAUCAAAUUCAUAUGAGGCAAAAAUUCCAUCAUAAUAAUUGGAAGUAUGGACAUUUGUGUAUUUUGGAUAUUCAAAACAUCAUUAAAAAAUUAGUUAUUAUUUAUUAGCUGAUGAUGAUGAACACAAAGGAUUAGAGGCAGCAUUACAUGCAGUUUCAUCAAAUUAUUGGUUAUUUUUGACAAAAGAUGCUUUGAUAAAACCAUUUGAUAGUAGAUUAGCUUAAGUUAUUUUAAAUAUUGGAGAUGGUAGCUAUAGAGAAGAUAAUUUUAAUACACUUUAAGUUUAUUUGGCAGCACCAAAAUUGUUUAGUUCAGAUAGUAAAUUUGAUUGGGAAGCAGAUGAUACAAUAACACUAGUAUCAAGUGAUCCUGAAAAGUGGGGAUCAAAAAUUACAUUUGCAGAACCAGAGAGAAAAAUAGAAAGUGUUCAAGAAUAUUCAGUUGGAUUAUGGGCAAGAUAUUUAUAAGCUUGGCCUUAAAGAUAAUGGCAUAAACCUAUCGAAAUGCAAAUUUUCAGACUCACUUAUAAUGAUGAAAGAGAAAGUGGAAAAAUUGCUGUAGGAGACAGAAUUUUAAGUUCUUUUAUAGUAUCAGAAAACUAUUUGUUUGGAACAUAUGAUUUAAAUGACGAUGCUCCAAAUGAAAUUAGUACAAUACCUUAUUCUUAUUUGGAAGGUAAAUGGCAUUACAUUUAUGUUGGUUAUAAAAGAUAAUUGUAAUAAGCAAAUUAUUUUGUUUUUGAUGGACAAGAUAUUAAACACGCUACAAAUGAUAAAUUAUUGCAUAAACCUCUUGGUGAUUAUGUUCAUCUGAUUUUUGGAGGAGAAAAAGAUGUAUUUCCAUUCUAAGGAUUAUUGACAGAAGUAGCUGCUCAUUUUGGAGUUGGAUCAUUUAUAAAUAAUGGAGAAGAAUUAUUAAAAUCAAUAGAAACUAGUUUUGCAUUACCUUAAGAAUUAACAGUAGAUUAUAUUCACAAAUAAAAACAUGGUUAAUAAUAAUUGAUUGGAGAAGGGGAUAAUAAUGAAGGUACUGAAAGUACUGGAGAUACUUGGAGUGGAGUAGGUGAAUAUGCUAUAUCUGGAUGGUUUAAGAUUUCAGAAACUUAGAUCAAAAAAGAUGGAGAGAUUAACUCACCUUGUUAAAUUCUAUUUAGAAUUACAAAUAAUGAUAAAGAAAAUUUAAAUGAUCGUAAAGUAUAAGGAGAUAGAGCCUUAUAUGCUUAGAUAUGUACAAGUGACACAAUUAAAUUGAGCACUUAUACAAUUAAGGGACUAAAGGAUUGGAAUGAAGCAAAAUUUUUAGAGGAAAAAGUUGAAUUAACAGUCUCUAAAAGGGCUUGGUCUUAUAUCUAUAUGGCUUAUAAUGAAGAUAUUGGUGAAGUUCAUACAUUGUUACAUCUGUUUGCAGAAGAUAAACCAGUCAUUUUUAAGGGAGUUUAACAUUUUGUUCCUCAUUUUAUUGGUAUUUAUGUUGGAAAGGAUCCUCAUUCAAGAAAGUUCUAAGGGGAACUUUAAAAGUGGGUUGCUUAAUAUGGAUAAGGAGCUUUUAUAGAUGUUUUAAAGAAAGGAUAUGAAGAUAAUUUACCUAAUUAUAGACAUAUUUAAAUUAAUUAAAAAUAUUUAUGGUAUGAAAAAUAAGAAAGAGUAAUAUAAAGUCCUGAAAAAGUAGAGGUUACCUUUACAUAAGAAACAGAAUCAGUUGAUGAAUAUGCUAUUGGUGUUUGGACAAGAUGGCUUAUUGCAUUUCCUAAUACUUUGACUGAAAGAGCAGAUGUUCAUACUAUUUUUAGAUUCUCAAAUACAAAAUAAUAUUAAGAUAAGAGUGAAUUAGGAAAUAGAAUAUUGGCAGCAUUCCUUACAAAAGGUAAUUAUGAAUUCAGUACAUAUGAUUCCUCUAAACCAACUAAUGCUGUUGAUGGUUAAUUACCAUAUGAAAGCAUUGAAGGACAAUGGACUUAUGUUUAUACAGCUUAUAAAAAUAAAUAAUUUUAUGGAAUGAUAUUGUUUAAAGAACAACAAAAAGCAGUUCAUCUGACCUUAGAUGUUACUCAUUAAGUACUUACUGGAUAUGCACAUUUUGUUUUAGGAGUAAGUGAAUUUGGUUAUAAAGCAUUUCAUGGCUGGUAUUUCGAUCCAAGAAUUUUCUUAGGUUCUGGUAGCUUUAUUAAUGAUUCUCAAAAAGUUGUUGAAAUGAUACACAAAUUACAUCGUAAAUUACCAGUAUCUCCUUAAUAAGCUGAAGAUUUUAAAUGGCCUGUAUCUAUGAUGGAUACAACAAAUUGGGAAGACAUGGAUACAAAAAAAGAUAAACUCAAUUAUCAAUUCACUGAUAAAGCUUAAGUUGAAUCAUAUAGUUUUGGAUUUUGGUAUCAAAAUGCUGUUUUAUUACCUGAAAUGGAAAAUGAUUAUAGAGGUUUAAUUAGAUUGACUACUAAUGGUCCUGAUAUUGCUUCAGAUGAAAAAUUCAUAGGAGAUCGUACUCUAGCUGUUUUUACAAAGACUGAUUAAUUAUUAGCAAGUACAUAUACUAUAAAAGAUCCUUCUUUCGAACCAGUUUCUCAUACAUUUGAUUUAAAAAAACAUUAAUGGACAUUUGUUUACUUUGGAUAUGAGAAAGGUCAUGCUAGAGCAUAUAUUUUAUAACCUGAAGGACCUCAAGAAAAAGUUUUGUUAGUUCAACAUAUAAUUCCUAAUGAAUUCAAUCUUCAUAUUAUUAAUGAUAUUGGCCAUCCUGCAUUUUGGGUAUAAUAAAUAAUAAAUUUCUAGGGUAAAAUCUAUGGAUUAAAAGUGAACUUUGGAGAAGGAAGUUAUCUUGAAAAUCCCUUAGAACUUAUAGAUAGAUGGCCAUAUGAUCCAAAAUAACACAAAGAUAUUGACAAAUAAGGAUAAAAGGCAUUAUGUACAUUUUUUUAAAUAAUUUAGCUAUUAACUCUGCUAAAGUUUCUAAGUAGAAAUCAGAAGAAUUCAAAGAAUGAGCU
Paramecium sonneborni is the source of this 7870-nucleotide messenger RNA. The record is from the annotation of a GenBank genome assembly. NCBI's taxonomy places the organism in Eukaryota, Ciliophora, Oligohymenophorea, Peniculida, Parameciidae.